This is a messenger RNA of Didymodactylos carnosus, 1167 nucleotides long. The record is from the annotation of a GenBank genome assembly. Lineage: Eukaryota; Metazoa; Rotifera; Eurotatoria; Philodinida; Philodinidae.
AUGGAUUGUGAUGUUGUGUUAGUUGGAUUAAUGGACUGGAAUUCUGCUACAUCGAAUCAUCAUCAUCAACAUCAAACAACAGGAACAUCACAAUUGGUUACUAUACCUGAUCUGUAUGAAACAAGUUUACUGCUAACGCAGUCACCGAAUACUCAACAACAUGUUUAUCAAACUGAUCGUUAUAAUGGUAAUCAACUCAAUAGUAAUCAAUCUCAACAACAUUUAAGUGAUACAAAUUUGUACAUUAAAAAUUUACCACCAGAAUAUUCGGAUAAUGAUUUAGCAUCACUUGUCGACGGAUGUGGAAAAGUAAAAUCAAUGAAAGCUAUUAUUGAUAAAACAACAAAUAAAUGUAAAGGAUUUGGAUUUAUUGAUUUUGAAACACACGAAGCAGCACAAAAUGCUAUAGCUCAAUUACAAAAAAAAGGAUUUACAGCACAAUUGGCUAAACAACAAGAACAAGAUACAACAAAUUUAUAUUUUGCUAAUUUGGAUCCAGAAAUGAAUGAGCAACAUUUACGUAAUGCAUUAGGUCAAUUUGGUACUGUUGUAUCGGUAAGAAUAUUAAGAGAUCAACAAAAACAUUCAAGAGGUGUCGGAUUUGCACGAAUGAAUACAAAACAAGAAUGUGAACAAAUUAUAAAUACAUUUCAUAAUAAAACAUUUCCAGAUUUUCAAGCCAAACUUGUACAUGUCAAAUUUGCUGAUGCAAGUAAUAAAAAUAAGAAAAUGUAUAAAAAUGGAAUGGAGGAUAUGAAAAGUGGUGUGCCAAUUUAUAAUCAAUCAAUUGAUCCAUCUCAAUAUGGGCCAGCUAUUCUUCAACAACAUCCUUAUCCAAUUCAAGCAACAACAGCAGCCAUGUUUCAACAACAUUUAAGACCACCUAUUAAUGUAUAUAAUAGUAUGCCAUCUUAUGUUCUUCCCUCACAAGUACAACAAGUUAAUAAUCAUACGGAUCCAUCUUAUAUUCUGCCACAUAUGAUUCAACAAGGAUUACAAAUAACCGGAGCUGGAACACACGGCCCUCUACAUCAGUUACCUAUCACAUGUGUUAUGACGCAACAACAUCCACAUUUAUUUAUGCAAGCACAAGAUCUUUCACUUGUACCACAAGAAUAUCAUCAUCCAUCUGAUUUGAUUCACACUCAUGAGACCGGUGUUGCAUAA